AUGGAAAUAAUCGAGCAAGAAUUCAAACCCCAAAAAAACGCUGCCAAAAAAAUAAAAAAGGAACCUACCGAUAAUGUAAAGGACAAAGAUUACUCCCCUAGUAAACCUCAAAAAAUCAAGAAGAAAACGUGCAAAAAACAAGAACACAAAUUGUGGACGUGCAGAAAAUGUUUGCAAGAAUUUGACUCGCGCAAACUGCUCACUGAGCAUUCGAAAAACCACAGCUCAGACUCUAGCGACGAACAUUCAUUCAAACACGAUCCUGAGCACGAUUUGUACCGCUGCAACACUUGCUCUUUGGAGUUUUCCACCCAAAAAGACGUAGAGAACCACAUUCAGAAAAUCCAUGAAGAGUUCUACGCCUGCGACGUUUGCAGUCACACCUCAAAAAAGGCCUACACAUUUGCAGUGCACAUGAAAACCCACUCAAAAGACGACACAAUGGUUUGCCCUCUUUGCACUUACACCACUCAAAGGAGGACUUGCUUGCAGACUCACAUCAAUCGUGUGCACUAUCACAAGUUUUACUAUACUUGUGAAGUUUGCAAUAAAGGCUUCAAUGACUCAGUAAUUUACAAGGAGCAUAAUAAUGAGCAUUUGGUCCGACAUCAUACAGUUUACAUUGAAGGCACCCUGCACAAAACCCAAUGCAGCAUUUGCCUAAAAGUCUUCUCAAAAGUGGACACUCUAUUGAAGCAUAUAACCUCGAAGCAUAAGCAAGGCGAAGAACGUAACGAAAAGCGCCACCUGUGCGACUUUUGCGGCAAAGGCUUCGGCUCAAGCGACAAACUAAAAAUCCACUAUCGCAUUCACACGGGCGAGAAGCCUUACCAUUGCAAGUUUUGCGAGAAAUGCUUCACCAAAAAAGACUAUUUAAUAAUGCACGAGCGGGUGCAUACCGGCGAGAAGCCUUAUCCUUGCGAGCAUUGCGGCAAAUGCUUCAAUCAGGCUUGCUCGCUUAGGAUUCACGUUAGAGGCCAUACGGGCGAGAGGCCUUAUAUUUGUCAGUUUUGUAAUGGAGGGUAUAUUUCUAGGGGGUCGUUGAAUUUGCACAUGAAGAGUUGCAAUAAUAAAAAAGUCCAAGCUAAAUCCACAAGCAACACAAAAGUCAACAUUACCCAAGCUGAAUCUGCCAGCAACAAUAAAACUCAAACGUCUGACGCCCAACAUGCCGAAACCAGAACUACCCAAAGUCGAAAAUGCUAA
Ceutorhynchus assimilis (cabbage seed weevil) is the source of this 1206-nucleotide messenger RNA. The record is from the annotation of a GenBank genome assembly. NCBI's taxonomy places the organism in Eukaryota, Metazoa, Arthropoda, Insecta, Coleoptera, Curculionidae.